Molecule: messenger RNA, 1788 nt
Organism: Pyricularia grisea
Lineage: Eukaryota; Fungi; Ascomycota; Sordariomycetes; Magnaporthales; Pyriculariaceae
Exons: 1
Coding region: 1-1788 (595 amino acids)
Cellular component (GO): fungal-type vacuole lumen
Molecular function (GO): metallocarboxypeptidase activity
Source: RefSeq, a predicted model, not a curated record
AUGGAAGAAAAAACACGCUUGCGUGAGCAGGAAUUGCCCCUGCCAAACAUUAAACAGUCGGGCUCGGCAAUCGAGAAGAAACAACGCCGUCGCAGACGAUGGGCAGCCUCGGCUCUUUUAACCAGUCUCGCCUUGAUGGCGUGGACGCACUGCGGCAGCGGUUCUCUCUUGGCAGGCCGCAACCCGAUCCAGAAACAACCGCAAUGCGCGCAGGUCGCGCCUCUGCGGCCUAAUGCCAGCACCACAAAGCUGGAUGAGAUGGAUGUCUAUCUCAAGUCGUCUGUCUUCAAGGACGUCAGCGCAGCUCGUCUCUCGGGCGCCGUUCGCAUCCCGACCGUGUCGUAUGAUGACCUGAGCGAGGAUGUCUCGGCCGACCCCCGAUGGAAUGUCAUGCCGCCGUUUGUGGAGUAUCUGGCCAAGACUUUCCCGCUUGUGCACGAGAAGUUGGUCCUGGACAAGAUCAACACGCAUGGGCUCCUGUACACCUGGCAGGGGUCCGAAAAGUCCCUGAAGCCGACCUUGCUCAUGGCCCACUACGACGUCGUCCCCGUUGCCAACGAGACCGUUAGUUCAUGGACGCACCCGCCCUUCAGCGGGCACUUCGAUGGUCACUACGUUUGGGGCCGUGGUUCUAUGGACUGCAAGAACACGCUGAUUGGCAUCCUUUCUGCCGUUGAGGCGCUGCUUGAGGCAGGCUUCUCUCCGCGUCGUACGGUCCUGCUCUCGUUUGGCUUUGACGAGGAAAUUUCCGGUGCUCGCGGUGCAGGCCACCUGGCGCCAGAGAUCUUGUCACGGUACGGCAAAGAUGGAAUCGCCAUCCUGGUCGACGAAGGAGCGGGCAUGACAAAGACAUGGGGUACCACAUUUGCACUCCCUGGCGUCGCCGAGAAGGGGUACAUGGACGUAGACGUCGUGGUGCGCAUGCCCGGCGGCCACUCUAGCAUCCCUCUUCCGCACAACGGCAUCGGCGUCAUGUCCCAGCUCAUCGUGGCGCUCGAGGACAACCCGUACUCGCCACGCCUGAGCGACGAGAACCCCUAUCUCAGCCUCCUUCAAUGCGGGAACGACCACGCCGAGGAUUUCCCCAAGGGUCUCAGCAAGCUUCUCGGCAAGCGCGGCGAUGGCAGAGGCCACUGUCGUAAAGACCCCUUGGCCGAGGAGGCCGCCAAGGCCGGCGCCGGGACGAAGUUCCUCUUCACGACAUCGUUUGCGCCCGACAUCAUCCACGGCGGCGUCAAGGUCAACGCGCUGCCGGAGCGUACGGCCCUGCGGAUCAACUACCGCAUCAACGUCGGUGAGACGACGGCGCAGGUUCGCGACCGCCUCAAGCACCUGGCCGGCAAGGUGGCUGCACGCCACAAUCUCACGCUCAACGCCUUUUCGCACGUGCCGACGGGCAACGUGGACGAGCCGGACAAUGAUGAAGAGGAACCGUCGUCCAUCACGCUGCGAGUGCGCCGCGCACCGCUCGAGCCGGCGCCCGUCACACCCACUUCGGUUGAUGGCAUCACGCCGUACGCGGUGCUUUCGGGCACUACCCGGGCGCUGUACGGCGAGGAGCUGGUCGUUGCGCCAUCGCUCAUGACGGGCAACACGGACACGAGGUACUACUGGGACGUGACCAAGCACAUCUUCCGGUACAUGCCGGCGUUUGAACUCGAAUCCACGGACGACUUUAUGGACGGGAUCCACACCGUGAACGAGAAGGCGAGCAUCGGCGCGCAUAUUAAUGGUGUGGCUUGGUUCACUAUGUUUAUCAGAAACAUGGAUGAAGUUGAGUUGGAGUAG